AUGCAAAGAGCUUUACUUAGUUCAUUAACUAGAUCAGUUGCUGCACGUAAUACAGCACGUUCUAUGAGAGUAGUGAGACCAGUUGUUGCUAUCCCAUCAUGUUAUCAACCAUUUGCCGUUCGUUUCAAUUCGACCAACGCAGCCAAAGAAGAACCAGUCAAGACAGAAGAAGAAGCCAAGACUGAAGAACCAGCUAAAGAAGAACAAGAACAAGCUGCUGAAGAAGCUAAGGAAGUUGAUCCAACUGUAGAAUUACAAGAGAAGUUACUUAAAAAGGAUAAAGAAUUAGCGGAAAUGAAGAAUCAUUAUGCUAGAGCCAUUGCUGAUUUCCGUCAUUUACAAGAAACUACCAAGAAAGAAGUUCAAAAGGCAAAAGAUUUCGCAUUACAAAAGUUUGCUAAGGAUUUAUUAGAAUCUCUUGAUAAUUUUGCAUUAGCUUUAGGUCAUGUUAAACCAGAAACUUUAGAAACUAAUCAUGAAGUUAAGAAUUUAUAUGAAGGGGUUGAUAUGACUAGAAAUAUCUUUGAAAAGACAUUAGGUAAACAUGGAAUAGAGAAGAUAGAUGCUAUCGAUAAAGAAUUUGAUCCAAAUUUACAUGAAGCUACUUUCCAAGUUCCACAACCAGAAAAAGAACCAGGAACUGUUUUCUUCGUCCAACAAGAUGGUUAUACCCUUAACUCAAGAGUUUUAAGACCAGCUAAGGUUGGUAUUGUUAAGGGUGACAGUUAG
Molecule: messenger RNA, 729 nt
Organism: Hemisphaericaspora subhashii
Lineage: Eukaryota; Fungi; Ascomycota; Pichiomycetes; Serinales; Debaryomycetaceae
Gene: MGE1
Product: Mge1p
Exons: 1
Coding region: 1-729 (242 amino acids)
Biological process (GO): protein folding; protein import into mitochondrial matrix
Cellular component (GO): PAM complex, Tim23 associated import motor
Molecular function (GO): protein-folding chaperone binding; protein homodimerization activity; adenyl-nucleotide exchange factor activity
Source: RefSeq, a predicted model, not a curated record